Molecule: messenger RNA, 744 nt
Organism: Stegodyphus dumicola
Lineage: Eukaryota; Metazoa; Arthropoda; Arachnida; Araneae; Eresidae
Source: RefSeq, a predicted model, not a curated record
AUGGGUAUCACCACAGCCUACCGCACGACCUCUUCAGAUGCGAUCAACGUGCUGGCUGGCCUCCUUCCCCUACACAUCCGUGUCGAAGAGGAGGCAGAAAGACAAAUCGUCCUGCAGCUUAAAAGACCUGUCACCUUUGACGAAGAAUAUUUUAAUCCAGAGGACUAUGAGGCUAAAUGCUGCCCUCUGAAAAUCCAUCCAGCAGCCAAAGGCACCGGAAUAAACAUAAUUACCAAUCCAACUACCGCCCACUGUCCAGCACAGAUUACCAUCUUCACUGACGGGUCGAAGAUAGACGAAAACGUCGGAAGUGCCUAUGUGGUCAUGCUGCAAGAUACAGUCAUAGAUCAAUGGAAGGGUCAACUAAGGCAAUUUAAUAGCGUUUUUCAGGGAGAAGCAGUGGCAAUUGCGCAAGCAAUCCGCUACCUGCAAUCCCCCCACUCCCGCAACGCUACAAUAAAGACAGACAGUCUUUCUUCGCCAUACGCAAUUGGAAACCCUGACCACCCAUCCGAUAUUAUUCAGGGAAUACGGGAAGAUCUGCGAAAAUAUUCCCAACUCCAUACAAGACUUGAAUGGAUCAAAACGCAUGCCGGCCACCACGGCAAUGAGUUGGCUGACCAUCUAGCCAAAGAAACUGCCACAGGGCAAAUCUCAACAAAUCAACAUCCCAUGGCCAGUGUCUUAUCUGAAAAGAACAUUGCACUUAAAGGCAAUCGGGAAAUGGCAGCAGACAUGGGAUAA